This is a messenger RNA of Carya illinoinensis, 1926 nucleotides long. RefSeq lists its product as uncharacterized. Gene Ontology annotation, molecular function: nucleic acid binding; RNA-DNA hybrid ribonuclease activity. The record is from RefSeq and is a predicted model, not a curated record. The coding region runs from base 1 to 1926 and encodes 641 amino acids. Lineage: Eukaryota; Viridiplantae; Streptophyta; Magnoliopsida; Fagales; Juglandaceae. The transcript is spliced from 4 exons.
AUGGCUAGUGACUACAGACCUAUUAGUCUAUGUAAUGUAGUUUACAAGAUUAUGUCUAAAGUGUUGGCUAAUAGGCUAAAGAAAUUGCUGAAUAAUGUAGUCUCACCAAACCAAAGUGCUUUCAUAUUAGGGAGGUUAAUAACAAAUAAUAUAAUGGUAGCUUACGAGGUGCUCCAUUCUAUGAAAGCAAGGAAAAAAGGAAAAGUGGAGAGUAUGGCCAUAAAGCUGGACAUGUCCAAAGCUUAUGACAGAAUUGAGUGGGUUUAUUUGGAAGUUGUGAUGGGAAAAUUGAGAUUUUGUAGAAAGUGGAUUGACUUAAUCAUGAGAAGCGUCUCAAUUUUAGUAUUGAAUCAGUCAGACAGAAAUGGUUGCACGAGAGGAGUAACUUUGGCCAGAAAUGGAACUAGAGUGAACCAUUUGCUUUUUGCAGACGAUUGCAUUCUGUUUGGAAGAGCUAAAGCAGAAGAAUGGGGGAAAAUUCAAGAGUUGCUUCUAAAAUACGAAAAGGCUUCAGGCCAAUUCCUAAAUAAGGAAAAGACAGCAGUGUUUUUCAAUACAAAUUCAAGAACAGAAGAGAAAAAGAAGAUAAUGGAGCUAGGUGGAAAUGUAAUGAGAGGGAGCUAUGAGAAGUACUUGGGGUUGCCACCAGUGGUUGGGAAACCGAAUUGGGAAAAACUUGGAAGACCAAAGGGGAGAGGAGGUUUAGGCUUCCGAGACUUAGAGAGUUUCAAUUUGGCACUGCUAGCCAAACAAGCAUGGAGGUUCCUACAGAAUCCAAGGAGCAUGGUGGCAAAAAUUUUCAAGGAAAAGUACUAUAGAUCAGGUUCCUUACUUGAGACUAAAUUAGGCCACAGACCUUCAUAUAUUUGGAGAAAUGUAUGGGGAGCACUGAAGUUGCUGAAGGAAGGACUAAGGUGGAGGGUUGGAAAUGGCAAGAGCAUAAAGAUAUGGGAACAUAAGUGGCUACCAACACCAUCAUCACACUGUGUUCAAGCUCCCAUUUCUGUUAUGAAUGCAAGAGCAAGAGUCAGUGAACUGAUUUCUAAUGGUGAAUGGGAUGUACAGUUGAUUAAAAAUAUUUUCAGACAAGAAGAGGUGGAGCAGAUUUGCAGUAUCCCAAUAAGUAAGUCGAAUGCUGAGGAUAGAUUGAUAUGGGGGUGCACAACAACUAGCCUUUUCUCUAUUAGGAGUGCUUAUCAACUGGACAUGAGCAGAAACGAAGCUGUAAAGGGUGAAAACUCAGAGAGAAGAGAAGAGGAUAAGAGAUGGCAAAGUAUAUGGGACUUGAACAUUCAAGGAAAAGUCAAGUUAUUCAUGUGGAGAGCAGUGAAGGAUUUACUAGCAACAAGGAGCAACCUGGUCAUGAGAAGGAUAAUUGACAAUUCAAAGUGUCCCAAUUGUAAGGUAGAAGAGGAAACAGUAAGUCAUACACUCUGGUCAUGUCCAGCAGCAGCUGAUGUUUGGGCUGAGUCCUUAAAGGUGACACAAAAAUGGAAAUCUAAGGAAACUGAUCUGGAUGAGGAAGGGGAGAUUUUGGUAGCUGCUGGAGAACAGAUGAAUUAUAUGAUAGAUGCUGCAAUUGUUGAGAGUUUUGCUUUAAGGAAGGCUAUGGAAGUGUGCCAUGAUCUUAAUUUUAACAAUGUCUGGUUCGAAGGUGAUGCACAAAACAUAGAGAAUGCUGUCAAUGCAGAGACAAAGGACAUGUCCAGGUAUGGUAGCGUCAUUGAAGACGUGAAGAAUAUGUUAAAGGGCAGAGAAAAGUGGAGUGUGAGUUUUGUGUUCAGAGAGGCAAAUGAGGCUACACAUGUAUUAGCUAAAGAGGCAUUAUUUUUUCAAUCAAAGAUUGUUUGGAUAGAGGAUGCUCCAGAUUGUAUAAGGAGUAUCAUAGUCAAAGAGAAGUCUUGUAGUGAGAAUAUAGUUCAAUGA